This is a messenger RNA of Ceutorhynchus assimilis (cabbage seed weevil), 4187 nucleotides long. The record is from the annotation of a GenBank genome assembly. Lineage: Eukaryota; Metazoa; Arthropoda; Insecta; Coleoptera; Curculionidae.
CGACAAUGAAAGGGGUGGUGGGUGGUUGGUUGGCUCUGUCGCACGUGCGCCGCAUGCCGCAUGUCUAUUGUUUACUAGAAAAGAAAUAAUGGUGGUGUAUUGUUGCCAAGGUUUUUCAUGAUUUUUAAAUAUUUUCCACAUUUUAAAGAUUAUCAGUGGACUAAUAUUGGUAAUUUGAAUAGUAUUUUUAUAAAAUUGAACCAACAUGGUUAAUUUUUGUUCUGCCUAUGGAUGCAGCAAUGAGUACAAUCCACUAAAGCCAAUUUCUUUUUUCAGCUUUCCAUUCAAACGUCCUGAAAUACUUGAUGGUUGGAUUAAAGCCAUUAGGCGAGAAAACUGGAAACCUUCAAUGUCAAGCAGACUUUGUUCUGAGCAUUUUGUACCAUCAGAUUUCCUGGAAAGAUUGGGAUCUAUAAAAAAAGUGCUUAAACCUAAUGCCAUUCCAAGUAUUUUUUCAUUCUCUGAACAUCUGCAAAAAAAACCAAUGGGGCUCCGAAAGAAAAUUUUAAAAAUGGAACUUGAUAGCUGUGAUCCAAUAGACAUUGAUUUAAUCCAGACUCCACUAGAAUCCUGUCCAUCAGCUUCAACUACUCCCUUGACUACCCCUCAAAGAACAUUUACUGAUUGUGGAAUUCAGUGUUCUAUCAUAGAACCAAGAAGUGCAGAUCGCGAAAAAUUCAGCAAAGAAAUAAAAACCCUUAAGCAAAAGGUGCGAAGGAAAGAUAUAAAGAUUAAAAAUAUGAAAGAAAUUAUCAGAGAACUUAAAAAAACUGGUAAUAGUAGCGAAGGCUUGGAUACUGUAUUGAGAAAGUAUUUUCAUUUUUGAAAGGCUACCUCUGGUGCUUGUCCGCGGGGCUAACGGUGAGCCCGUCGGCAGGCGCAAACGGAAUCGUAACGUCAAGUUUAUAAAUGGGCCUUUAUUCUUUUCUUGUUUACUUUAUGAGAUCUAAGGGCAGGUGGAAUAACAACCCCGGCACAUAGCAAUUGAAAUGGGCUCUAAGACAGUUACUUAUUGCUUAGAAAUUUGAUAAAACCAAGUUGCAAUGUUAACUCUGCAGUGAUAUGGAGACGAAUAGUACUCCAGCUUUCAAUUUCUGAUCUUAUAAAAGGGAACAAGGUCAGCCAAAAUCCUGUAAUGAAACUGAAAAUAGGGAAGAAAUGGUAGGCUACUUAGAAUUGUCAGAUUUUAAAGAACAUAUUUUAUAUUACAUUGCAGGUUAUAUGUAUAGUGAGAUACUCAGAUGUGAGAUCUCUUAUAAAACAAAGUCUCUGCAAUUACUGUUACUAUUUUUCUGUUUGUAUUGAUUAUUACAAAAGUUUUUGUAUAAUAAAAAGUAUAAAUGAGCACAAUAAAUCCUUGUCCGCCUACAGUAAUGCGUAAGACAAAGACGGCCACACCUUUUUCUCUUCUAUUAAGAAAUCUGCCUCAGGCGUGAUAUAGUAUUUUCCUACGAGCGUGCGGAAAAAGCUCUUUUUCCGCACGCGUUGGCCUGCGGAAAAAGGUAAUUUUUCCGCAUGUCGUCGCGUCCUGAAUGAAGAAAUACCCACAAUAGGCAAGCAAUGGUGAAUUGUGAAUGUACAGGGUGGUCCAAAUUGGACACUUUCUUAUGGAAACACCCUUUAUUUUUAGAGAUAGAAAAAAAUGAGCCCCCUACUCUGAUGCUCAAAUCUUAUGAAAUUUUGAUUGGUGCACACCGCAAUUUGAUAUCUUCAACGGUUUAGCCGCUAGAGGGCGAACAUUAUGUCUUAUGACAAAAAUCGAAAUAAUUUUUUUCUCGAAAACCGUUGGAGAUAAACCUAUCGAAUUUUAUAUCAUUGAAAUCAGCAAAAGCAGAGCUUUUCAAUAAGCUAUUAAUAAAUAGGAUGUCCUAUUGAAAAAAAUCGGAUUUUGGUCAAUAUCUCGGAGCCGGAGCCAAAUAGAAAAAAGUUGAGAACGUCACUGAAUUCCUCUUAAAAAAGUGCUUCCAGAAAGUCUUUACAGAAAUGAAUUAUUUUCAUAAAUGAAAAAGUUAUGAAGGUUUCACAGCAUUGCUCAAAAUCGAGAAUCGCCCUCUAGCGGCUAAACGGUUGAAGAUAUCAAAAUGCGGUUUGCACCAAUCAAAAUUUCAUGAAAUUUGAGCCUCAGAGUGGGGAGGGCUCAUUUUUUUGUAUCUUGCUCAAAAAUUGACGUUUCCUAUUAAAAGUGUCCAAAUUGGCCCACCCUGUACAAUUUUCAGCAGAUUGUGAAUUUAGCAAAAGCAAAUGUUAAACAAAUGUUGCAGAUUCUAUCGGGUCUUCGAAAUAAAACCCAAUCAAAGAUUGCUAUGGUUUAUUGAACGUUUUGGUGAAAUGUAAGCUAAUGUGCCUGGGCUGGGCUAUAAUCUUUACCAGAUCCCAAUGAUAGGUACGCCUCAAAUUUGGUUCACACUGUAUGUACUUUGGAGGAAAAUUCUUCUCCUAAAUACACAAUACUCUUUUAUUGUUUAGGUAAAUAAUUUCGCGACAAAACAAAUAAUUAAAUUGAGAAAAAUCAAAGAAAUAUUUAUUUUAAUAAAAAAGAGGUAGUAUCACAACAAUUUAGAUUUUAAAAUAAAAAAUUAAAUAUAACUGCUAUCCAUGCGUUCGGUAUUUUGAUCUGAGUUUAUUUGAAAAGUUUACUCAAUGCAGGCUCAUUCGCGUUCCUUUAUUAAAAUUCGGGCACUCUGAUACAGCUUUCAACUGCUUUGUUCGCUCGCUGAUCACGUGAUUACGGCUCCGCUCAGCACGCUCUGCUUUUUGAGCAAAAUACCGAACACAAAGUAUGUAAUAACAUCGGCUGGAAAAAAAUUAUACACAACUUUUUUUUUUUGAUAAUACAAAAUAAUAUACAUAAUGUAAAUAAAUAUACAUAUUCUCAAAAAAAUCAAUGUAUAUUAUAAAAUGCGUUUUUAUAUUAAAAUUUGAAUUUAAUAAAUUACCAUAAUAAUAUAUUAUAAACUUUAUCAACUAAGUACAUAAUUCUAUUAUUUACGUAGGUGUCGUGUUUACAUUAAUAACAACAAUAAAUUAAUUAUUUAUUUAAAGGGCAAUUUGAAAAACUAAAGGACCCAUUUCUUAACCAACAACUGUUUAGUUUCUGUUAUUCUUUAUACCUGUGCUAAAACCACAAACAUUUACAAUCAUUUUCUCGUGUCUUGGUUAGUGUCUUUCCUAGUAGUGAAAAACAUACAAUAUGAAUAACAUAAUAACUGUAUUUUGAACAUUGGUGAAGAAAUCGGUCCUAAGAAUAUCAUUAAGGUAUUUUUCUUAAAAAAAAACUAAUCAUAAAGAAGUUAGAUCUUUAUAAAUCACUAUUAUUGAUCACAAAUUGGUCUUAUACUAGGAUCUAAAGUGUUAAAUAAGUACUGGUCAGAUUGGAUUAUUUACUAAGUGCAAUAUGGGCCAUAUCCUAGAGUAGCCAGACAUUUAACACUUUUUAAAAAAUUAAUUUUUCAAACUGCCUGGCAAUAUUUUUAAUGACUACUAUAACUGACAUAGUUGGACCAUAUUUUCACCCUUAUCAUAAUCUGGUGCCAUCAAAGUGGUUCACUCAAAACGUUCCACUGCAUCCAAAAACACUGUGUUUUAGAUCAAUUAAAAGAAAAAUAUUGCAUUAAAAAAUCCAAACAAUUGACUAAUUUUGAAUGCCCUGGGUUAAUUUCAAAUUAUGUCAGUUACAGGCUAGCCAGUCGAUUACUUAAUUUACCUAAAUUACUUCCUACCACUAUCAGAAUCUUCAAAUUCUUCAGUCCAUCUCAGUUCCGUGCUCCUUUGCGGACUUUCUCGCCCAUUAUUAACGCAACUAAAAAAGUCAUCAUCAAAUGGAUCGUUCUCCCUAGCAAAUAUAUUUACAGAUCCAGACUUUUUCAAAUUGACAUCAGUCCUGCAUGAAGAUAACCGACUUUUGUUGUUUAAUAUUUUCUUUCGGCUGUUUGGUGGGAUAUUUAGGCUUGUAGCUCCGAAAGAAUCUUCCUCCUCCUCAGCCAGAUCCGGUUCUUCUUUUAUGCUGGAAAUUCCGUUGCCUUCCGGUGCAUCGGAUUUUUCGCUUGGUGAAAAAUCGUCUUCGAACGGACUCUUAGGUUUAGGCGGAAACCUGGGAGAGGAUUUGGAUUCUUGGAACGACUCGCCACGGCGAUCUUUGAGGGAUUUUUCCAAGCGCAUGCUGGUUUUAUCAAACAUACUUUGCUGCC